Molecule: messenger RNA, 582 nt
Organism: Podarcis muralis (Common wall lizard)
Lineage: Eukaryota; Metazoa; Chordata; Lepidosauria; Squamata; Lacertidae
Source: RefSeq, a predicted model, not a curated record
AUGGCUCACUUGGGGAUUACUGGGGGCACUAACUGUGUCGGAUUCCUGGUGGCGCCCCAGUGGGUAAUGACGGCUGCGCACUGUGAGGGCAUCCAUUAUGUCUACUUGGGGGGACAUCACAUCUCCGCUGAAGAACCCUCCCAGCAAGCGUUUAGAGUUGUGGCUAACUACCCACACCCUCAAUAUGAGAAAGUCUUCUCCUCAAACGAUAUCCGUCUGCUCAAGCUGAAUUCCAAGGCUACUUUGAAUGAAUAUGUCCAGAUCCUGCGCUUGCCCGAAUUCGACCGUGACCUCUCCGAUGGGACUCCCUGCAGCGUGGCAGGAUGGGACUGGGUUUACAAAGGCUGGUCACCAAAUCUCACUGUCUUUGGCCGUAGUCGAUGCAAGAGGAAGUAUCAUUACUAUUACAAUUACGGGAAGCUCUGUUCCAAUGGGCAGAGCAAGACUGUUUUCAAGGGGAUCACGGGUGGCCCCUUGGUGUGCAAUGGUGUGGCAGAAGGAAUCAUCUUGUAUCGCUAUCCUGGAAUUUACACCCGCAUCGCCCAUUACCUUCCAUGGAUCAAGAGAACCAUGAAUCUGUGA